Messenger RNA from Tripterygium wilfordii, 1754 nucleotides. RefSeq names its product protein SRC2 homolog. The record is from RefSeq and is a predicted model, not a curated record. The coding region runs from base 42 to 770 and encodes 242 amino acids. Gene Ontology annotation, biological process: defense response. The transcript is spliced from 2 exons. NCBI's taxonomy places the organism in Eukaryota, Viridiplantae, Streptophyta, Magnoliopsida, Celastrales, Celastraceae.
AUACUACCACAGCGGUUGGAGACACAGGGGCAGGACGUACUAUGGAGCAUAUGUCUUUUGAGCUAAAAGUGAUUUCUUGCAGAGAUAUUAAGACCUUCAAUUUCUUCCAGAAGCUGUCAGUCUCUGCUGUUGCAUCCAUUCUUCAUGAAGACCAGAAGAAGAAGAAGAAGAAGGAACAGCAGUCAUACCUGCAGCGACACAAGACGCCAGUCGACAGAGAUGGAGGCAGGAACCCGGAGUGGAAUCACACGAUGCAGAUUGAUCUCAAAGAAAUUCCACUUAAUGAUUCUUGCAUUUUCAGUCAUCUAUAUCUUCUAUUCCAAAUUUGCUGCGAGGGUAUUGCUUUUGGUAGCAGAAACAUUGGUGAAGUUCGUGUUCCGUUCAAGGACUUGAUCGAUGAGUUCGAUGGGAAUAUCAGGUAUGUGAGUUACCUGAUCAGAACAAAGGAUAGGGAGCCUAAUGGGCUCUUGAAUUUCUCUUAUAAAGUAAACGGGAAGACAAAGGAAAGAGGGACUGAUAAGUAUUUGGUGCCAGGGAAAGUUCAUCAUCCAUCAGUGGGUGUUCUGCGUAAACAACAAUCUUGUUUGUUUCCCGAGAAAACUCAUUACCCUUGGGUGAAUGUUCUUCACAAACAGUCAUCAGAUAUUUGUUAUCCUUCACUGGCUGAUAUUCACCCUCCGUCGCCAUCUCCUGCCACUACUUCUCCCGACUGCUCUGAAAAAUCGUCAUCCCCUGCUUUUCCUCUGAAUAUUGAGAAUUCUGCAGCAUGAGUACUCCACAGUCACCAUCUCCAGCUUUUCUCAUGAAUCAUCACCCAAAUUAUCAUCCAUUUCCAGCACAUAUUCCUCGUAAAUCUGGGUAUCCACCGGCGUCGAUGCUUAACGGCUUCCAUCUGCGCGGGUACUGAUUGCAGCCUUGCAGGGAUUAAACUAUUAGGAACAGUUUCUAGGACUAGAUAGUGCGGAUGCUGACGGGUUUGUGAAAUACUAGCCAUGGCUGAAUUUAUUUAAAAUACUGUCACCUCACCAGUUGUGUUAGUUCUUUGAAAUGGUAUGUUUGGUGCUAAUCUUGUUCAGAUUUCUUGUUAAUUCGGAUGAAAUUCAAUCUCACAAACCAACAUAAAGUUGUACCAUAACUUCUUCUUCUUUUUUUUCAAACGCUCUCUCUUCCCUUUCUCUCUCUAAAAACUCUCUUUUCUCCAUGGCGGUACGGGGACCCUUCAAUAUCUGAUGGUUUUCUCCUCAUAUUUGGUGUGUUCCUCCACCAAUCUGGUGGUUUUGUUCCUCUCGUUCAGAUUUGACUUUUCUGGCGAUGGCUUGAGUUCCUCCACCAAUCCGGUGGUUUUGUUCCCCUCGUUCAAAUUUGGCUUUUUCUGGCGAUGGCGUGAGUCUUUUUGGUGGCGACCUCCGCCUUAUAAUAGCUCUGAUUAAGGUUCUGAAGAAAAUGUCUCAAGACUUGCGUAUGCUCUCUCAAUCUUGUUAUUUGGGGAGCUUUCAAGUCAGUUCACCAUAGUGCAAACUGCAAAGUUUAUUGUUUCAACGCCGUUGUUUGCUUCUAAGAAAGAGUUUAUAUCGUUUUGCUCUACAAGUUGUUGCAGACGCACGCUAUUGUAUUGAGUCUUUUCUUUGUUCUUGAUUUAAGAAUUUUAUUUUCUUGUAAUGUAAUAAUGUUACUGGAGGAGGAUCCUCUUAUCUGAAUCAAUCGAGUAACUUGUGCUGGUUUUUCUUAAUACAAAUUUUCUUAUUAUCAAAAAA